Lates calcarifer (barramundi perch) is the source of this 2212-nucleotide messenger RNA. Its product is annotated as apoptosis regulator BAX. Gene Ontology annotation, biological process: positive regulation of apoptotic process; extrinsic apoptotic signaling pathway in absence of ligand; intrinsic apoptotic signaling pathway in response to DNA damage. The record is from RefSeq and is a predicted model, not a curated record. Gene Ontology annotation, molecular function: channel activity; protein homodimerization activity; protein heterodimerization activity. NCBI's taxonomy places the organism in Eukaryota, Metazoa, Chordata, Actinopteri, Centropomidae. Bases 296 to 874 code for a protein of 192 amino acids. Gene Ontology annotation, cellular component: mitochondrial outer membrane. The transcript has 7 exons.
CAAAAAUUCAACACACAUUUUUAUAAUUGUUUAAUUGUUCACAAACAUUUCUAAUGGAUAUAUGCGGAGAAGACAAUAAACACGUUUAAACUGUUCGUUGUUUAUUUGGAGUUGUCCGAGGUGGUGUUACAAGUUGCGCGGAUGACCUCACCGCCCCUGAUGUAAUGCUGUGACAUCACGUCGGUCCCAGCAUCCUCAGCGACGAUUUAUAAAUCCGCGGCCGCGGUUCUCACAAACAAAUAAAACGUCGUCACAUGAUUGUACGGAAGUAAAGACGAUCUAAACAGUCAACAAGAUGGCAUCUCACCCGGGAGGAGGCGACCAAGGAAAUACCAAAGAUCAGAUACUGGAAGUCGGAGCCGUUUUGUUAAAGGAUUUCAUCUAUCAGCGGGUUCAGCGCCAUGGAGACAGCAAUACUGUAGUGACCAGGGCACAGCUGGGUGGAGGAGAGCUGCGUGAUCCAAACCACAAGAAGCUCGCUCAGUGUCUACAGCAGAUUGGAGAUGAGCUGGAUGGCAAUGUUGAGCUCCAGAGGAUGAUAAAUGACUCUUCACUCAGUCCCACAAAAGACAUGUUCCUGAGAGUUGCCGUUGAGAUCUUUUCAGAUGGAAAAUUCAAUUGGGGCAGGGUGGUUGCACUGUUCUACUUUGCCUGCAGACUUGUCAUCAAAGCUCUUCUGACCCAAGUUCCUGAUAUUAUCAGAACCAUCAUCAGCUGGACCAUGGACUACCUCCGGGAACAUGUGAUCAACUGGAUCAGGGAGCAAGGUGGCUGGGAGGGCAUUCGUUCCUACUUCGGCACCCCUACCUGGCAGACGGUGGGGGUUUUCUUGGCUGGUGUUCUCACCACUGUUCUAGUCAUUCGCAAGAUGUGAGGGGGUGUUUGAAGAGCAGACAGGAGAAAGACAGGAAGAAUUAUGACUGAGGGAAAUGGGGACGGGAACAAAAAAUGAAAGAACAUCAGAAGGACAACAGAAAGAAGCUAUGGCGGAGUGAACAAGUCGAACAGGAAGAACUUGUAUUUGGACAAGGAGAACCACGUCUGUCUCCCAUUCAUGUCUAAGGAUCGGGAGUUUAAACUGAACGCACUGUCAAACCCAUUAUCCCUAUGCCACUGAGGAAGUGAGCUUUGCAUGAUUACAUGCACAAAAUGCGGUGGGUGGAGAGGUUGUCAGACUUGAACAGGGAAUGCAUUUUAAGUAAUUUAUUUUUUACUUGGUACAGCUUAAAAAAACACUCACUGCAUUCUGAAUUUUGUCCCAAAAGAUAUAAGGACUGAAAUCGCAUUAUAUUCAAAGUAGUUUUAUUUUUAUUCCUCCUUACUUAAUUUUCUGAUCUUCUCACUCUCUCCAUCCAUCUCAUCAUAGUGUCUGUAUGCUAGAAAUUCCAUCUCCAUAUGUAUUUGUGAGUGUUUACUGGUGUACGUCUGUAAUGAUCUGCUGGCAAUGAAUGUGUCGGAGGGUGGUCACAUCCCAUCAAGUUAAAGAGAUAUUUUUGCAAACAUUUAUCAAAUUUAACAAUAACAUGGUGUAGAUAAAGAAAAAAUACACCUGACUAUAACUGAGUUCAGACUAGCCCAAAUAAUUUCCCCCUUUCUUCCCAUCAAUGCACAAAUCAGCCUUAUUUCAUGGUAAGUGUCACAGCAGGGACAUGUGUACAAACUUGUUUACAUUCACAUGAAUCAUCACAUGGAUGAAAAGUCCUAUGAUUGACAGCUGAAUUUAAAAUCCUGCCGUGUGUGACAUUCAAUCAUAUGCCAUCUUAAGUGGCAUUUUUAACCAGCAUUGUGACCAUAAUGUGGCUCCCGAUGAGAUAAAUCUUGCCAAUUAUUUCUGUCUGUGUUGCAAAUGGAGCCACAAGUCAUGAACUGAUGCUUCCUGUAGUCUACGGAAGAAGAAAGUUGCACUGCAGAUACAGAAAGCACUGGAUUACUCACAGAUGCUUACCUCACUUUAUACAUGUUCAAAGUACUGUAUUUUUACCUGAGUUAUUCAACCUUCAAUCUUACCUACACAGCAAAAGGCUUUUUAUACGUUUUUCUUGUUUGUCAGUGCCUUGGUGUUUUUUUUACUCUGAAAUCACUUUGAUAUUCUCAAAUUUUCACUGUUUUCUAUCACAUUUGUAAAGCUGAAAUUAGUUUGGAGUCUCCCUGAAAAUCUUUUUGCAGUGACCUUGUAUGUUAUAAUAUGGAAAAAUAAAUCUUUUAACUGUUA